CAUCUUUGAGAAUGAGCCUAUUCCAGUGGAAACAUUGAUCUCUUGCGCAAUUUGAGAUCCAGGCGCACAAUCCAAGUUUAUCGAGACUUCAAUGUUGGUUUCAUUAGUUUUUCGUGUUAUAGAAGCUGUUCGAGGUGCAGACAUGGUAGAAAGAAAAGUUGAUUUCGAUUUCGGCCCGUAACUGCCGUAACGUCCUUCCUAUAGCGUAGCAUGUCUCCCAGAAUCAGAUCCUAUAGUACUGUUCCAGGAUUCUUCGUACAAGAUAAUCCAGAUGUCGAUCCAAUUGUUAUCGGAGCAGUCCCCCCUCGAUUCGGCCUAAUAGAUGAUUCCAAGGAUCGAUGGUACAACCUUGGCCGAAAAAUUACACGCAUGAAUGAAGACGCAGAUAAUCAGACGUCACACAAAGUCUUAAUUCUGGGGAGGCAUGGUGAAGGUUUUCAUAACAUAGGCGAGGCCAAAUAUGGUACUAAAGCAUGGGAUAACUACUGGUCCAAGCUCAAUGGCGAUGGAGAAAUAAUCUGGGGUCCUGAUCCGAAGCUCACUACCCUAGGAGAAGAGCAAGCUAGGAUCGUGAAUCAAGAGUGGAAAAAUGAGCUAUCAUUUGGGCUUUCCGUUCCCGCUUCACGUUACUGCAGCCCAUUGACCCGCGCGACCAGAACAUGUCUCCUCACUUUUGACGGUCUACCUACCAGUGCAGAACAUCCUGUGGUCAUUGUCGAGAAUUGCCGCGAGGAAUACGGGGAACACACUUGCGACAAACGCAACUCGAAGUCGUGGAUCUCCGCACAUCUUCCCGAUUUUGUCUUUGAAGAGGGCUUCACUGAAGAGGAUGAAAUCUGGACUGCAAACGAAAGGGAAACACACGCGCAUGCUGCUAGCCGCGCAAAGACUACCCUUGAUAUGAUAUUCGACAGCGACGAUAAUGACUUUUGUCUAGUCAUAUCUAUUACUGCUCAUGGGGGAAUAAUUAAUGGUUUAUUAACCGCAGUGGGUAGGAAGCGUUAUGCACUUACUACAGGAGGUGUAUUGCCUUUAGUGGUCAAGUCAACGUCUCUGCAGUGAAAUUUUCGUUCUCUGCCCUCUGUUGCCUGUAGAUCUAUCUGUGAAUUGCAAAUGCUUAAAUCGAUUAUGUCUAUUAUUGACACAUUUCAGUCCCCCUGCAGCUAUUCCUGAGCGUUGGCAAUGCCUACGAGAACU
This is a messenger RNA of Lentinula edodes (shiitake mushroom), 1197 nucleotides long. RefSeq names its product histidine phosphatase superfamily. Gene Ontology annotation, molecular function: phosphatase activity. The transcript has 10 exons. Gene Ontology annotation, cellular component: cytoplasm. The record is from RefSeq and is a predicted model, not a curated record. The coding region runs from base 211 to 1062 and encodes 283 amino acids. Lineage: Eukaryota; Fungi; Basidiomycota; Agaricomycetes; Agaricales; Omphalotaceae.